Funneliformis geosporum is the source of this 140-nucleotide messenger RNA. NCBI's taxonomy places the organism in Eukaryota, Fungi, Glomeromycota, Glomeromycetes, Glomerales, Glomeraceae. The record is from the annotation of a GenBank genome assembly.
AAUGUUGUCGAAAUAAUGCAGUGUCAUCUGUAUGCUGUGGAAGAUCACUGUCUCCAUUCCAUUAUGAAUCCUUGUUGAAGGAUCCCAAGGUAUUGGAUGAAUUACCGGCUUUUGAUGGGUUACUGCAGACACGUUCUUGA